Fusarium musae is the source of this 855-nucleotide messenger RNA. RefSeq lists its product as uncharacterized. Gene Ontology annotation, molecular function: cellulose binding. Gene Ontology annotation, cellular component: extracellular region. Gene Ontology annotation, biological process: carbohydrate metabolic process. The coding region runs from base 1 to 855 and encodes 284 amino acids. The transcript has 7 exons. The record is from RefSeq and is a predicted model, not a curated record. NCBI's taxonomy places the organism in Eukaryota, Fungi, Ascomycota, Sordariomycetes, Hypocreales, Nectriaceae.
AUGAAGUUCGCUACUUCCCUUGCCGCGGUUGCGGCCUUGGUGCAAAGCACCUCUGCUCAUUAUAUCUUCCAGCAGCUUAGUGUUGGGUCGACCAAGUAUCCCGUCUUUCAGUACAUUCGACAGAACUCAAACUACAACUCUCCUGUCACUGACCUCGAUUCUAACGACCUUCGAUGCAAUGUCGGUACCUCGGGAACCAAUACCCAGACUGUCGGAGUGAAGGCUGGCGACUCGAUUACCUUCACUCUUGACACCGCUGUCUACCACCAAGGACCGAUUUCGGUGUACAUGUCCAAGGCACCUAGCUCUGCUUCAUCUUACGAUGGAAGCGGUGGCUGGUUCAAGAUCAAGGACUGGGUCAGCUACACUUUCAACCUUCCCACUUGCAUUGCCAAUGGCGAAUAUCUUCUUCGCAUCCAGAGUCUAGGUAUUCAUAACCCUUGGCCAGCAGGUAUCCCUCAGUUCUACAUCAGCUGCGCCCAGAUUAGUGUUACUGGUGGAGGUAGCACUGUUCCCAGCAACCAGGUCAAGAUUCCUGGUGCUUUCAAAGAAACCGAUCCUGGAUACACCGCCAACAUCUACUCCAACUUCAACAGCUAUACUAUUCCUGGACCUGCAGUGUUCUCUUGCAACGGUGCCCCUGGCGGUGAUAAUGGCGGCGGCAGCCCCACUACGACUCUACAGACCUCUACCCGAGCGUCAUCUACACAGGUUCCUCCCGUGUCGACUCAGCCAUCUGGCCAGUGCGCUCUUCUCUGGGCCCAGUGCGGUGGAAACACUUGGACCGGUCCAAAGUGCUGCGCCACUGGAACCUGCAAGGCGAUCAACGACUUCUACUCUCAAUGCACCACUUAA